AUGUCAACAACAUGGGGUUCAUCUGCGACUGAGGACAUGGACAGGCAUGUGAGGAUGAGAGGCCUGCUCUUGAGUCUGGUAAGCCCAGUCAUGAUUGGCUACAGGCCUUGUAUGAAAUGCCAUGAUCAUUCAUUCAUUGUUUGUAAGAUUGGACCACUGACCCUUAUCACCAACACUAUCAUCAAGGUAGUCAUAUUAAGGCUGGUGUAUGAGAGGGUUGGCCAUGGCCAUCAGAUAUGAAAUAGAGUUACUUCUAAUGGAAGUGCCUCCACUCUCUCUUUCUCUCUCAGUCUCAGCCUAUAGGGCAGCACACAAUUGGCCCAGCGUCGUCCGGGUUUGGCCGGUGUAGGCCGUCAUUGUAAAUAAGAAUUGUUCUUAACUGACUUGCCUAGUUAAAUAAAGGUAAAUAAAAUAAUAUAUAUGAAUAAUAAUAAUAAUAAUAUAAUAUAAUAAUAAUAAAUAAUAAUAAGGUGAAACGUACUCAUGCAGGUCUUUGUGUUUUUCAUUUGUCAUUGUUGUUAAAUGUGAAGUGGGAAGGUGAGAGAGACUCUCAUGUGCAAGCCCACACACACAGAUCAUAAUUCAUUUGGUGAGCAGCUGUUAUAGAAAAAUUGUUUCACUCAUUUCAUCCAUACAUUUUCAUCCAACAUCAGGCUUGGCUUUCAUUUCAAAUAUUCAGUGAAGUAGUAGUCUCUAUUAUUUGAACGGUCAUAUCCACCAUAUCUGGUGGUGGAAGGUGCUGGUAUGACACGGUUAUUAGCCCUAUUACGCAUCAAAAUAGUCCCACAUGCAGCAUGCCUCCUCUCUGGGUAAAGCUACAUAUCUCCAUUAAUUAAUGUUUACUGCCACCUUGUGUGUCAAAGGUGUCCCUGCAGCAUGUCUAACUAAUAACAAUAACUUUUCUCUAUGAUUUUCAUAGUAUUGAAACAUACCAAAUAAAGGUUUAGUAAAUGUGUAAUAAAUAGCCACGUAAGAGGUAGAAACAAUGAUCUGAGGACCACUACUCAGAGCUUAUGGGAAUUCAGUGGACUUUGUGGUUGACGGAUAUGGGACCAAAAUAAGCUUUAACACAGGAUUGUUAUGGAAACUAUGUGCAUUGACAGUUAAUUCGUGUGACAUUCUGUUAUGAUAAUUAUUUAUCAAACUAUUUCAGUGUCUCUGUGCGUCUCCCAAAAGAGGUUGUAAGUCUUUUGGAUUUAAGAAACGGACAGAGUCCCGGUCUGCAAUAGUCAGAGAUGUAUUCAUUGAGAAUUCUGCCAUCACAAUUUCAGAGUCCAUCUUUUAUACUCAUACGUCAUACAAAAAUCCCUCCUCUCUGUAGGCAGGCUGUAGUUUUCCACUUUAAAACUGCUCUCCUGACCAUCAGUACAACACACACACACACACACACACACACACACCACACAACACCACACACACACACACCACACCACACAACACCACACAACACACACACACACACACACACAACACAUACACACACACACACAUGCACUCUCAAGCCUAACAGUUUCUCUCCUCCCUAAAUUCCUCAGUUAUCUUGGUUUCUCAUUCCCUGUAAAACAGUUCCCUUGUCCUUUUUUUGUCGGUUAACUCUUCCAAAAAUUGCAAAUAGUAGCUCAAUGUCUUUAGUCUUUCCCUGGUCCUACACUCACCUUACCGGGUAGUAGUUUUAACACAUCUCACACAUUUUCGGAGUAUAAAUUAGUCACAAAAGAAAGUUAAUCAACUUAAAAAAAACAUUUAAAAACUUAUUUUAAAGGGGGGAACAUUUAGUCAUUUUUUUUUAACCCCUGAAAUAUAUUUUUUUAUUUUAAAACCCACCCUUUUGACUAAAUUAUCCACACUUCAUACACAGAAAUCAUUACAAAAAAUUUUUUAAACUAGAGAUUUAUAGUUUAGGAAAACUCCAGUCUCAAACUAUCUAAAUUUCGUCUUCGUCCCCACCAAGUGGUGGGUCAUAUUUUUAUUUUUGGGGCGGGGGCCGGGUUUUGGGCCCAAAUCUAAACCAUUGCUGUGAUACGAAAUUUUCCCAACAAUUUUGGCUCACCAACCCUCGGACACAGGGAAUAAACAACAUCCACAAAGAACAAGUAAAACCCAUAAAGCUUAGCUGCACCCAGAAUUUUUACAACAAUUUUUUUCCUUUUUACCAAACAUUUAUAAAACCCAACCCAGUAUUUUUUUUAUUCACCCCCCAGUUCUCAGCCCAUUCUUUACUUAAUGCAGUAGACUGCCAGUGCUCUAUUUUACUGCCAUUGGGGCUGUUUUUUUUGGGGAUAACAAAAAACAAUACCCCCCCACCAUUUUGAAAUCCGCCCUUCUCUCUAAAAGCUUUUGAGAACCAAAAAUUCUGCGGGCUGAGUGAGGUGGGGGAUUUUGGGCCCUUUAGUUUUCUUUUCACCGCAUCCCUUGUCUAAUUUAAACGAACCUUUUGUAGAGGGAAAUUUAAACCCAGUCAACAGGGUUUUAUCAGGGAAAACCCCCCAUAAAAAGUUUUUUGUCCCCCUUUCUCAAUUGAUCUGUGAUCGAAUUAUUUUUGGUGCUAUAAAAAAAAUUUUGAUUCCCCCGGGGGUUAAUGGUGAAUUGGGGUGCCUUAGUAUUAUCCUUUUUAAGAGUGGUUAUUUUAAUAUCAGAACAAUUAGGUGAGGUUUGGUUUGAUCCCAAAUCUAUCACACAAGAGAACAAUUAGUUUGACCCAAUGCCCUAGCUGUGUAGUUCAUCCACCUUUCCCAGAAGUUCUCAUUUGAAAUUCCUUCUACUUCUCCUUGGUUCAUUUCCUGCAAGAGGAAAUAUUCUACCCUUGGUGGUUUAGUGCUAUUUAGGAUUCCUUCUGAGGGCCUUCCAAGGGGUAUUAGACUAGUUUUUUGAUACCUCUGGUGAUAACAUUAGAUCUACCUGCUGUUCUGUCUCGGGGGUGGAAGAUUCAUUUCUCUCCUGAAAAAUGAGCCUCACACAUGUAUUUGCCCCGACAUCAUCAACACAGACCCAAUAAUUUCCUUGCUAUGUCAUCUUGCAUAAUUUACUUUACCGUUAUCACCAGUUCCGUUUUACAUUUAUCAUGGGUUUGUUUAAUUCCCCAUCGGUGUACUGCGUCCAUUCCAUUCUCAUAGUAUGUUCCCCCAGGUAUGUUUAAACACCCUUGCCCAAGGACAUGAGCGUUCCCCAGUGCAAAUGUAUUUACCAUACCCUCUAGGACCUAACUUUCUUGUACACGCCCCCUUCUUACCAAAGCCCCCAAAACCUCCUAUCUCUUCAUGGGAGAAGUCGAAUGGUAUCUUGAAUCCCCCAUCUUGUCCUAAACUGACUUUAACUAUUAAAAUAAUAAAUCCCCCAAUAGUCUUUCUUGGUUUCAGUAUUUCUACGAGAUCGAAUCAGUGCAUAAUUUCCCUGUUUAGGUUGACCUGGAUUAAUCCAUAAUAUGGUUAACAUGAUGAUGCAGCUCAGAGUCCCCCAAAAUCCCCAAACCGCCAUCCCAAUCCUGUCCCUGACCCACCUGCCUGGUACUUCCCCAUACCCACACCUCUAUAAAACACCCCACAGUGAUGAAAGGUUGGGGUAGGGUUUCUUCGUUAACAGAGUUUACCCCCGAACCCUAGUGGUUCAGUUCUUCUCUUUAACUCUGUGUGUGUUCAACGGUGUUGGUAUGUGGGCCUACCUUUUUGCAGUGGGUAACGUGGACCCAAGUGGCUCUCUCAGCUAUUCUUAUAGCGAAGGCAGUUACCAAUAGGACUUGGUAUGGUCCCUCCCAGCGUGACUGCUUUCAAUCCUUUUUCCUCAACGAUUUGGAUCCACACCCAGUCUCCAGGUUAUAUAUUAUGAAUCACCUUCUCCUUUAAUUCUCCUGUAGGACACAAAUUCUUAGACAUACGGUUAACGAACAAUUUUCUCAUGUGUUCUGCUAGUGUAUUCUAUAGUUCUAUGUCUGCCUGUUCUGGUCCUGCCAACUGUGGCAUUCUGUAAGGUCUUCCAAACACUUUCUCAAAGGGGGAUAACCCAUCUUUAUCUGGGGUUACUCUAAAUUUCUUCCCUUCACUCUGUGAUAACUCUAUAAAAUCCAUUUCCAAUUGCUGGAAGGGGUACUUAACCGGAGGAUACUCACCCUGAGGUGCCCUUUGUCUGCCCUGGUGAUUAUUUUGAGCACAGAUAACACAUCUUGAACAAUUUUUUUUAUUUUAUUUUUUUUUUAUAAUUUGUAAUCCCAUAUGCAACAAAGUGUUGUCUAAUCUGCUCUACCAUCCAUCCCUCCCGUUGACACAUGGCUCUGCCCGUGUGUCAAUAUUGCAGCAUAUCUAAACAGUAAUUUCGGGAGAAUUGGUAAACUGUCUUUGACCCAUAUUCCUUCCUUAUUUCUGCGCCUUGCUUCACCCAUCUGUGAACUUCCUUAAUUGGGGCCCUACUGUAGCUCUCUAUAAGUAGAUCUCUAUCUAUCAAAACUUCCUAUUUUGACAGCUGACUGGGACCAGAGAAGUGUUUUAACCCUGCUGACAACAUUUGAUAAUACCUCAACUUACUUCUAUCCCGUAAAAGUAAUCCAAGAUUAGUACAAUUUACUAGCAACAGGUAUCCCUCAUUCAGGGAAAGCUCUCUCUCUCUUCUGUUAUUUUAUGGUUCGAAUCAUAUAUAUUAUUACCAAAUUAUACAUUUCUUCACACUUUUCACAAUCCUAUAAAUUACCCUCAACUUGGUAAAAUAAACUAUCUUAACGUCCUCCUCUCAUGCCUUUAGAAUUUACCAGUGUGGAUGAUCAAUUAACACCAGAAAGUCAAAACAGAGUUCAGAGGCCAUUGAAAUCAUUCAACGAACUGUUCCAUCCCAUAGUAUACUAAACAUUACCAUCAUUCUAAAUAUUUCAUAAAUGUUACUUAUCCCAAGAGUUCAUUAAGUCCUCAUGACAUUUAUUCUCAUAAGAAAUCAUAUAUACCCUAAACUCAGUCAAAACAGAAAAACUCCAUAAAAUUCACUGUGUGCUCCUUUAAGACUUAUCACCUUUGACCUGUUGAAACCCCCCUAAAAUUGAAAUAUCAACCCUUUAUUAACAUCAUACUAGGUGUGUUGUAUUUUAUUUGAAAAACCCAAUUGAAAAACAACAACCAAAAAUAGCCAGGCCCCACUUAAUUUGGUAGCUCCACUAAACUGCUCCCCCUAUCCCUGGGCAACAUUCCAAUGAGAUAAGCGAAUCUCUUUCUCCUGGAAGAGAAAUUAUUCAUUUAGUUAACCUUCAAUUACCAUCAGUAAUCUAAAGAUGGUAAGUACACACAAAACAUGAUACAGAUAUCCCCAGUCCUAACUCAUCAAUAAUCGUUUGUAUCAAUAUAAUUCCUCAUAACUAAUCCAUAAAACCACUCAAAAUUCCUCGAGUAUACAAUGAUUAUGUUUAAUUGAUUACCCUUCAGAUCAUAUCCUCUUUAAAUCUCACAAUGAUUAUUGAGUCCCUAAAUCUGCUCCAUGUGAUCCCAUAUCAAAUGAUCCAUUAUCGUUUAUUUGAUCAACACCUUAGGAAAAUCUGUUUCCCCUUCUAUUGUUCCUGUCGCCCCUGUAAAUGUCAUAUUUCAUUCAUUUGCCAAUACAAUUGAAACUUACAUACUCCGUGUAAGUAAGACAUUAUAUUUUAUCCCAGGCAUCCCCUUAACAUAAUGCUAUAGGAGACUUCCAUCAAUCCUGGAAGACACUGUAUAAUACCACGUUUCAUUAAGUUCACUACACCUUCUAAUAUAAACCUAUAACUCCUUUCUAUUAAUCUACUGAUUUAAACCUGUUGCAUUAAUUUAUUAAAAUAUAAACCUAUUGUUUAAUAAAUCCACUGUUUGCAUUGAACACAUCUCUCAGUCUCUCUAGGUAUUGACUAAUAAUCUCACUGUCUCCCUGCUUACACUCGUGGACUUUGGAGAAGUUGGCAUGUCUGUGACAAUAUUCUCUCAGAUUAUCAGAGUUGUGCCAAUUUAUCUCCAUAAGCCCCUCCUGCUGCCCACUCUAGAACCGGCACAUUCCCAUCUCCGGGAACCCAGUUUCCUCUCACUGCCGCCCAGUCCUUUAACACUAUCUGUCUGACUGCCCUCUCUAGUUCCCCUGUAUUCAGCUUAAAGCUGGCGGUCAGCCCUUCCAUAUCUCUUCUGAACUGGUGUACCCCCGUCCUAGGGUGGGGUAUCCCUUCCACUGCUCUCACUACAUCUCUCUGCUUCAUUUACUAAAUCCUGGCAGUAGUAAAUACUAUCCACACACCACCAAAAACGAAUAACAUAUUUGCAUACACAUAACUAGAAAGCAUGAAUUUAAUGCCAUUCUUGCUUAAACAAUGCAAUUCAACAUUUCUCAUCACCCAAUUUCUAUUACUUUUUUUUCACACAGGAAACCCUGUACAAUCUCUCUCCUCUAUUGCUGACUUUCCAUCUAACAUUACUUUUCAACAUUUCUCAAAUCUAAUUACCUCUGUUAUCGACUAAAAUUAUAGCCACCUCUUAUAAAAACCCCAAUCUGUCAUUGUUUAGAAUACAGCAGAUAUAGGUAACUGUCCUUUCUAAGUAGGCUACAAAUAACACCAAACACAUGCUGUAGUUGACCAGCAUAUAUUGAAUUUAUCUCCAUAGUAUUAAUAUCCAAUGUAGUGAUUGACGUUCCUUAAUGGAAACCCUAAAUUGGCUUUGUACAAUAUUAUAUUAAUUAUGUCUCACCCAUGACGUAUGUCUACGUUUGGGUGAGCAAGUUAAUAUAUAAUUAUUAUUCCAAUUAUUAUUUUAUGAAGUCUCUAGCCUCUCAUUCAACACAAAUCCCCAUCAUCAAAUAUACUCCCAGCAGAACUAAAAAAAAAAACAGACUGUGAUUUCCAGGACACUGCUCCUUUGUUCUGGCCUCACUAUCUCUCUGAGAGUUGGCGCUCCCUUAAGGUCUCUCUUACUCCUCUUUCUCUCUCCCAAUCUGCUCUUGGUAAACUGCAUACUUUUUUAACCUCAAUAUGUGUUGCUGUGCCUUUCUCCACCCUAUCAAAGUAUUUUUAAUGGUCCUGCUUAUCUCUGGUCUCAUUCCACUGAGGAAUGCUAUAUUUUAAAUUGCUGAUGGUAGGGCGUAUCAUUCCCCUGUCUCUGGUCUAGCUCGGGUAUGCCACUGUUUGCGUUAAACACAUCUUUAACCCUCUCUAUGUACUGGCUGACAGUCUCACUAUCCUCUUGUUUACACUUAUGUACUUUAGAGAAGUCUGCAUGACGAUGGUAAUGUUCUCUGAGGCUAUUACACUAUUCAGUUAUUUUCCCAACAUACUCUCCGUGAUCGGCCCAUGGCAAAAGUGCCCUCCGGGCAUCCCCUGAAACCCAUUGCCCUCUAACGGCAGCCCAAUCCUUACUAUUCCUGUUUUUGGGUACGUCAUUCCUUCUACCGCUAUGGCCACGUUCCUCUGUGUUCAUGGCCUGUAUACAUCUAAAUUUGCUGGGGCCCCUUUCAUUCCCCGCCAAUAGAUUAGGUAAGGCUAUCAGUGGGUACUAGCCCCCUUCUACUCUCUCAUCUCCUGACUCAUACUGACUCCCUCCUGAGCUUAGCUCUGAAUCCUCCUGUUCGUCUCUUUUCUAUUUCUUUAGAUCAUUACCACAAUUUACAUGCAUUUGUUUAAUCAUGGACUCUAGUUUAAUUACUCUCUUUUCUGUUUAAUUUAGAUCAGUACCACAAUUUACAUGCAUUUGUUUAAUCAUGGAUUCCUGUUUAAUUACAUCAAGUCGCCCAGUAAAGCCAUUUUUUUUCUUCCAAUUAGGUAAAUAAUACACAUUUCGUUUGUCUCUAAUUUCCAUGUAUUUCUCGUCCCCAGUAAAUUCUGGGACCUCUUGUGAGGAUUUGCCUCCCAUGGUUGGUACUGUUAAAAAUCCCUUAGCCACCUCUUCUAUAUAACAAGUUAUUCAAAACAGUUUCACACAACAAUUGGAAUCACCCCUUCCUGUAUACAGUGGGGGGGAAAAGUAUUUAGUCAGCCACCAAUUGUGCAAGUUCUCCCACUUAAAAAGAUGAGAGAGGCCUGUCAUUUUCAUCAUAGGUACACGUCAACUAUGACAGACAAAUUGAGAAUAAAAAAAUCCAGAAAAUCACAUUGUAAGAUUUUUAAUGAAUUUAUUUGCAAAUUAUGGUGGAAAAUAAGUAUUUGGUCACCUACAAACAAGCAAGAUUUCUGGCUCUCACAGACCUGUAACUUCUUCUUUAAGAGGCUCCUCUGUCCUCCACUCGUUACCUGUAUUAAUGGCACCUGUUUGAACUUGUUAUCAGUAUUAAAGACACCUCUCCACAACCUCAAACAGUCACACUCCAAACUCCACUAUGGCCAAGACCAAAGAGCUGUCAAAGGACACCAGAAACAAAAUUGUAGACCUGCACCAGGCUGGGAAGACUGAAUCUGCAAUAGGUAAGCAGCUUGGUUUGAAGAAAUCAACUGUGGAAGCAAUUAUUAGGAAAUGGAAGACAUACAAGACGACUGAUAAUCUCCCUCGAUCUGGGGCUCCACGCAAGAUCUCACCCCGUGGGGUCAAAAUGAUCAGAAGAACGGUGAGCAAAAAUCCCAGAACCACACGGGGGGACCUAGUGAAUGACCUGCAGAGAGCUGGGACCAAAGUAACAAAGCCUACCAUCAGUAACACACUACGCCGCCAGGGACUCAAAUCCUGCAGUGCCAGACGUGUCCCCCUGCUUAAGCCAGUACAUGUCCAGGCCCGUCUGAAGUUUGCUAGAGUGCAUUUGGAUGAUCCAGAAGAGGAUUGGGAGAAUGUCAUAUGGUCAGAUGAAACCAAAAUAGAACUUUUUGGUAAAAACUCAACUCGUCGUGUUUGGAGGACAAAGAAUGCUGAGUUGCAUCCAAAGAACACUAUACCUACUGUGAAGCAUGGGGGUGGAAACAUCAUGCUUUGGGGCUGUUUUUCUGCAAAGGGACCAGGACGACUGAUCCGUGUAAAGGAAAGAAUGAAUGGGGCCAUGUAUCGUGAGAUUUUGAGUGAAAACCUCCUUCCAUCAGCAAGGGCAUUGAAGAUGAAACGUGGCUGGAUCUUUCAGCAUGACAAUGAUCCCAAACACACCGCCCGGGCAACGAAGAAGUGGCUUCGUAAAAAGCAUUUCAAGGUCCUGCAGUGGCCUAGCCAGUCUCCAGAUCUCAACCCCAUAGAAAAUCUUUGGAGGGAGUUGAAAGUCCGUGUUUCCCAGCGACAGCCCCAAAACAUCACUGCUCUAGAGGAGAUCUGCAUGGAGGAAUGGGCCAAAAUACCAGCAACAGUGUGUGAAAACCUUGUGAAGACUUACAGAAAAUGUUUGACCUGUGUCAUUGCCAACAAAGGGUAUAUAACAAAGUAUUGAGAAACUUUUGUUAUUGACCAAAUACUUAUUUUCCACCAUAAUUUGCAAAUAAAUUCAUUAAAAAUCCUACAAUGUGAUUUCCUGGAAUUUUUUUCCUCAUUUUGUCUGUCAUAGUUGACGUGUACCUAUGAUGAAAAUUACAGGCCUCUCUCAUCUUUUUAAGUGGGAGAACUUGCACAAUUGGUGGCUGACUAAAUACUUUUUUUCCCCACUGUAGGUACUAGUCCCCCAGAAUUAUCUCCUACUCUACGGAGGAAUUCAUCCCCACAAUGUAAUCUUGAUAAUUCCUGACAGUCUCAUACAACAGGAAUGGGUUCUCCCUCUUCUCUAUACAACCACCUGGAAUUAUUCAUAGAUGUGACUUUUGAGCAAAUAUUAGGUCUCACACGUAUACAACCUUACAUGAUUAUUGGUUAACACUAUCGGUAACCCGGAGUUUGUAAGGCUUCAGUUUCAUGAAACGGAUAGAGUUACGGCAAAAUCUACAGUUGUUUGUGACUUUUGACUUUACUAAUAUUCUAUUUCUCACACAUGCUAUUUUAAUUCCUUCUGGUGUACUUUUUGUAUUUGUUUAACCCGGAUUAUUUGUUGACUGUUAUAUAAUCUCUUACAGGUUACAUCCCUUAGGUGUACUUUUAAUAGUUCCUUCUAUUUCAACACCGGGUAGUUUAUUUUGGUAAUGGCCUAUUACCGUGAAUCGUUACGGACCCACCAACAUUUCACUUAAAAUGGCUACGCAUUGAUCAAUUUGCUACUUUAAAUUAUGACGUUCCCUCAGUCAAUAUUUUAGCAAGUUCUCAAAUCAAUUUCACCAAGUAAUGAAUAAAGACUACUGACCUUAUCCUUGAAGCCGAGAUUCAAUGUAGGUUUGGAUUCCGUCACCAUCUCUGUCAUUAAUCAGGUGUCCUCUGGCCUGUCUUAACCCUUAAUGUCAAAGGGCAGGACUUUCUAUUUACGAAUGUAUCAUUCACCCGUCGACGGUUUUCAGAGUUACCUGGAAUGACAGAGGCAGGUAUUGGGUUCCGGCUCAGAAGGACCAAGCUGUUAUGAGAAUUAUUUAACAAACUAUUUCAGUGUCUCUGUGCGUCUCCCAAAAGGUUGUAAGUCUUUUGGAUUUAAGAAACGGACAGAGUCCUGGUCUGCAUAGUCAGAGAUUUAUUCAUUGAGAAUUCCCUACUGGAUUGGCUGUUUCUACUGGGCACAGAUGUCAGUUCAACAUCUAGUUUUGAGUUUUCAACUAACGUGAAUUCAACUUGAAAUCAACAAAAAGGUCACAAUGUCAUUGGAUUAAGGUUAAAAGUUGGGUAAAAAAAAUACGAGUACUUUUUGCAAAUCCAAUCAGUUUUCCAUGUUGAUUCAACAUUAUUACAGUGAUUUUUUGUUGUUGAAAUAACUUGGAAACAAUGUUGCUUCAACCAGUUUUGGGCCAUAGGGUUGAUACCUAGCAGUACCUAGCAUGCUUGCUAGCACCCACACGAGAGCGAAGCUAGCGUGGCUAUCAGUAUAGUGGAUCACUGCUAGGGCUCUAUUCAAUCCUUAUCACCGAAAUUCAGCACUAAAGCCCAAUUGAAAUUUAAAGGCAAUGUUCCUGCGUCGGUGGAGAUUGCAUUCGCGGUAAACGCUGCUUAUGUCGGCUUAAUCGGAAAUUACCUGUACAUUUUGUAUCACAAAAUCUGUAACAUUUCAGCGAUACGGAUUGAAUAGAGCCCUAAAUGUCUUGCUGUUCUCAGUGUACCGUUGUUCUGGAAAAUACGUACAAUGCCAAGAAUAGAGAUUUUAAUGUGAGGCUACAAACACUAAGGUUGUGUCCCAAACAAUGUUCCUUCUAUUUGUUUUAGGCACUGAGCAAAUUUAUGUUCUGCUGAACGCAAACUUGAAUGUUGUGAAGAUGCUGUGCAACUUCCAGAGUGCGUUUACUGUGAACACUGAGGCUGUACCUACCCCCCGUAUCACAAUUCCAGUGGGUCAGAAGUUUACAUACACUAAGUUGACUGUGCCUUUAAACAGCUUGGAAAAUUCCAGAAAAUGAUGUCAUGGCUUUAGAAGCUUCUGAUAGGCUAAUUGACAUCAUUUGAGUCAAUUGGAGGUGUACCUGUGGAUGUAUUUCAAGGCCUACCUUCAAACUCAGUGCCUCUUUGCUUGACAUCAUGGGAAAAUCAAAAGAAAUCAGCCAAGACCUCAGGAAAAUAUUUGUAGACCUCCACAAGUCUGGUUCAUCCUUGUGAGCAAUUUCCAAACCCCUGAAAGUACCACGUUCAUCUGUACAAACAAUAGUACGCAAGUAUAAACACCAUGGGACCACGCAGCCAUCAUACCGCUCAGGAAGGAGACGCGUUCUGUCUCCUAGAGAUGAACGUACUUUGGUGCGAAAAGUGCAAAUCAAUCCCAGAACAACAGCAAAUCAAAUCAAAUCAAAUCAAAUCAAAUUUUAUUGGUCACAUGCGCCGAAUACAACAGGUGCAGACAUUGCAGUGAAAUGCUUACUUACAGCCCUUAACCAACAGUGCAUUUAUUUUAAACAAAAAAAAGUAAGAAUAAAACAACAACAACAAAAAAGUGUUGAGAAAAAAAGAGCAGAAGUAAAAUAAAGUGACAGUAAGGAGGCUAUAUAUACAGUAAAAUAAAGUGACAGUAGGGAGGCUAUAUAUACAGGGGGGUACCGUUGCAGAGUCAAUGUGCGGGGGCACCGGCUAGUUGAGGUAGUUGAGGUAAUAUGUACAUGUGGGUAGAGUUAAAGUGACUAUGCAUAAAUACUUAACAGAGUAGCAGCAGCGUAAAAAGGAUGGGGUGGGGGGGCAGUGCAAAUAGUCCGGGUAGCCAUGAUUAGCUGUUCAGGAGUCUUAUGGCUUGGGGGUAGAAGCUGUUGAGAAGUCUUUUGGACCUAGACUUGGCACUCCGGUACCGCUUGCCGUGCGGUAGCAGAGAGAACAGUCUAUGACUAGGGUGGCUGGAGUCUUUGACAAUUUUGAGGGCCUUCCUCUGACACCGCCUGGUAUAGAGGUCUUGGAUGGCAGGGAGCUUUGCCCCAGUAAUGUACUGGGCCGUACGCACUACCCUCUGUAGUGCCUUGCGGUCAGAGGCCAAGCAGUUGCCAUACCAGGCGGUGAUGCAACCAGUCAGGAUGCUCUCGAUGGUGCAGCUGUAGAAUUUUUUGAGGAUCUGAGGACCCAUGCCAAAUCUUUUUAGUCUCCUGAGGGGGAAUAGGCUUUGUCGUGCCCUCUUCACGACUGUCUUGGUGUGUUUGGACCAUGAUAGUUCGUUGGUGAUGUGGACACCAAGGAACUUGAAGCUCUCAACCUGUUCCACUACAGCCCCGUCGAUGAGAAUGGGGGCGUGCUCAGUCCUCUUUUUUUUCCUGUAGUCCACAAUCAUCUCCUUUGUCUUGGUCACGUUGAGGGAGAGGUUGUUGUCCUGGCACCACACGGCCAGAUCUCUGACCUCCUCCCUAUAGGCUGUCUCAUCGUUGUCGGUGAUCAGGCCUACCACUGUUGUGUCGUCGGCAAACUUAAUGAUGGUGUUGGAGUCGUGCAAAGGACCUUGUGAAGAUGCUGGAGGAAACAGGUACAAAAGUAUCUAUAUCCACAGUAAAACAAGUCCUAUAUCGACAUAACCUGAAAGGCCGCUAAGCAAGGAAGAAGCCACUGCUCGAAAAGCCAUAAAAAACCCAGACUACGGUUUGCAACUGCACAUGGGGACAAAGAUUGUGCUUUUUGGAUAAAUGUCCUCUGGUCUGAUUAAACAAAAAUAGAACUGUUUGGCCAUAAUGACCAUCGUUAUGUUUGGAGGACAAAGGGGGUCCCUUGCAAGCCGGAGAACACCAUCCCAGCCGUGAGGCACGGGGGUGGCAGCAUCAUGCUGUGGGGGUGCUUUGCUGCAGGAGGGACUGGUGCACUUCACAAAAUAGAUGGCAUCAUGAGGAAGGGAAAUUAUGUGGAUAUAUUGAAGCAACAUCUCAAGACAUCAGUCAGGAAGUUAAAGCUUGGUCGCAGAUGAGUCUUCCAAACCUGACUCAGUUACACCAGCUCUGUCAGGAGGAAUGGGCCAAAAUUCACCCAACUUAUUGUAGGAAGCUUGUGGAAGGCUACCCGAAACAUUUGACCCAAGUUAAACAAUUUAACGGCAAUGCUACCAAAUACUAAUUGAUUGUACAGUGCUAUGAAAAGGUAUUUGCCCCCUUUCUAAUUUUCUCUACUUUUGCAUAUUUGUGAAACUGAAUGUUAUCAGAUCUUCAACCAAAGCCUAAUAUUAGAUAAAGGGAAUAUAAGUGAACAAAUAACACAACAAUUACAUAUUUAUUUCAUAAACAAAGUUAUGCAACACCCAAUUCCCCUGUGUGAAAAAGUAAUUGCCCCCUUAGGCUCAAUAACUGGUUGUGCCACCUUUAGCUGCAAUGACUCCAACCAAAUGCUUCCUGUAGUUGUUGAUCAGUCUCUCACGUCGCUGUGGAGGAAUGUUGGCCCACUCUUCCAUGCAGAACUGCUUUAACUCAGUGACGUGUGGGUUUUCAAGCAUGAACUGCUCGUUUCAAGUCCUGCCACAACAUCUCAAUUGGGAUAAGGUCUGGACUUUGACUAGGCCAUUCCAAAACUUCCAAUUUGUUGCUUUUUAGCAAUUUUCAUGUAGACUUGAUUGUGUGUUUUGGAUCAUUGUCUUGCUGCAUCACCCAGCUGCUCUUCAGCUUCAGCUCACAGACGGAUGGUCUGACAUUCUCCUGUAGAAUUCUGCAUAUUUAGUUUUGCAUACUAAGGCUUGCAUAAUUCGUUUUGUUUCGGUAUGUAUAAUUGAAAGUGGCUAAUACUGCGUUGAUUCAAUCAUAAUUCCCAAAAUAAAGGGAAAUGUUGAAAAUGUUGACUAAGAGGGAAAACUCUAGUGCAGCUUAGAGGGAAUAUUGGUCCCAAAUGGGCCCUGGUCAAAUGUAGUGUACUACAUAGGGAAUAGAUGUAGUGUACUACAUAGGGAAUAGAGUGCCAUUUGGGAUGCAUCCACACUGCUACUUCUGAUUCACUGAUAGAAAAAACCUUAUGUGUUACCCUACUCAUCAGUACAUAUUGUACCAGCAUACUGUAGCCAGCUCUCUUGUUAUGAUAUCACCUCAAGCCCAAGACAAACUAUUACUGGUAGUUCUAGUCCAUGUACAUUAUACGCCUCUGUUUAUUUAACUAGGCAAGUCAGUUAAGAACAAAUUCUUAUUUACAAUGACGGCCUACACUAGCCAAAUCCAGACGACAAUGGGCCAAUUGUGCGCCGCCCUAUGGGACUCCCAAUCAUGGCCGGUUGUGAUACAGCCUGGAAUCAAACCAGGGGGUCUGUAGUGACACCUCAAGCACUGAGAUGCAGUGCCUUGGACCGCUGCGCCACUCGGGAGCCCUCUGUCAGUAGACAUAAGAUAGAAAAUGUGUUUGUGAGCAAUAAUUGUAGCAAUAUAGCAGUAUGCAAGGAGUGUGGUUAUAGCCUCCUCCCUUUGUGGUGAUGAGAUUGCAGACUUUGUCGUUUUUACAGACGUGGCACAGAGUAUCUGGUAUUUAAACAUAAAUAUUUAUUGGGAGAUGUAAAUAAAAAAAAAUAAAAAAAAUCUCUGACAGUGGUAUUCAAACUUUUUCAGCGGGGACCCCAUUCUUUCCACCAGAAUGUAUACUUUUACAUCAAUAAAUAACCUUAAAUUCAUCACAUUUUCAUCUCUUAUCAAAAUUAAAAGAAACCACAAAAACAUUUUACUUAAUAACAUUUUAUUUUUUACAUUUAUAUUUCUCAAAAACGUUUGUAUUGUCCCAUAAAAUAAUCUGUACUCUAUUAUUAUUAUUUUUAUUAUUUUUUUAUUUGGGGGGGGGGGUGACCCCACUGCAGUUCCCCUAGGGGGUCACGCCCCCAACUUUGUAUACCACUGCUGUAUAGCAUGUUCCAAUUAAGCAAUAAGACCCGAGGGGGUGUGGUAUAUGGCCAAUAUACCACCGCUAUAUUGGCCAUAUACUGUGUGCCUGGAUACAGCCCAUAGCCGGAUACAGCCCAGGACAGGGGUGUCAAACUCAUUUUAGCUCAGGGGCCACAUGGAGGAAAAUCUAUUCCCAAGUGGGCCGGACCGGAAAAAUCAUGGUAUAUAUAACUUAAAAACAACAACUUCAGAUUGUUUUCUUUGUUUUAAUACGAUCAACAUACAACAUAAAGCUGGAGCCUGAGGACAGUGUGUCCAAAAUAGUACAAGCACAACAUCACUAUUAAUCAUAAAACACGUCAAGUUUAUUUGAAAAUUCUAAAGAAAAAGAACACCCAAACACACAAUGCCUCAGUGAUUAACAGAACUGUUUCACAGAUCACAGAACUAUAUCAGGGUGUCAUUUCUCAGGCAGAAAUGUAGAUAAAAAUAAUGAAAUCCUGUUCCCCAAACAAGUGCAAGAACCACAGAGUCAAGAAUAGGUUAAAUAUACAAAUAAAAUAAAAUCAAUUAAAAACAAUAGCACAUCAACAUAAAAACAUAUAAACAUAAAGCUGGAGCCUGAGGACAGUGUCCAAAAGCACAACAUCACUAUUAAUCAUAAAACACCUCAAGUUAUUUGAAAGUUCUGAGGACAAAGAACACACAAACACACAAUGCCUCAGUGAUUCACAGAAGUAUAUCACAGAUCACAGAACUAUAUCAGGGUGUCAUUUCUCAGGCAGAAAUGUAGAUAAAAAUAAUGAAAUCCUGUUCCCCAAACAAGUGCAAGAACCACAGAGUCAAGAAUAGGUUAAAUAUACAAAUAAAAUAAAAUCAAUUAAAAGCAAUAGCACAUCAACAUAAAAACAUAUAAACAUAAAUCUGAAAGCGUUGCUCAAACUCCCGUAACAGUCCCGUUAUUUUAUCUUUGAACCGCUUCAUGUCUGCCACAUGUUGGGUCGCGCACACAUUUUUCAGACAGGGGAAGUGAGCUGCAUCACCACCGGCAAGUUGCGUCUCCCACAAUGACAGCUUCAACUUGAAAGAACGUAUGCUGUCAUAAUACUGCGUGACAACUUUGUUGCGCCCUUGCAGCUGUUUGUUCAAGUUAUUCAGGUGCUCUGUAACAUCCACCAUAAAUGCAAGGUCCGGCAUCCAUUCUGCGGAAUGAAAUUCUAACACUGGUUUGCCCUUUUCUUCCAUGAACUGUUCAAUUUCUUCUCGUAAAUCAAAGAAACGCCUCAGCACAGCACCUCGGCUUAACCAUCUUACCUCAGUGUGGUAUGGCAGGCCAUAGAUGUGGUCUUUCUCUCUGAGAAGGCUGUCAAACUGACGGUGAUUCAGGCUUCUGGAUCGGAUGAAAUUAACAGUUUGGAUGACCACCUUCAUGACGUUAUCCAUCUUUAAUGACUUGCAACACAAAGCCUCCUGGUGCAAAAUACAGUGAAAAGUCAAAAAAUCACGUCCUCCAUUUGCAGAUUGCACUUUCUCUCUGAACUUUGUCACAACGCCUGCUUUUUUCCCGAUCAUUGAGGGCGCACCAUCUGUAGCCAGGCUGACAGCGCGGGACCAGUCCACUCCGACCCUGUCCAGCGCGCCGACGAGUGCGGUAAAAAUAUCAGCUGCUGUCGUUGUAUCUGUCAUCGGCACCAACUCCACGAACUCCUCGGUGACGGUCAAUGUGUCAUCAACUCCGCGGAUGAAAAAAUGGCCAGUUGUGCAACAUCUGUAAUGUCCGUGCUUUCAUCAAUUGCAACCGAAAACGCAAUAAAUGACUUUACUUUUUGCUUCAACUGGCUGUCCAAAUCCACUGAAAGAUCGGAAAUCCUGUCUGCAACUGUGUUUCUUGUCAGGCUGAUAUUUGCAAAAGCCUGCCGCUUUUCAGGGCACACAAUCUCCGCUGCCUUCAUCAUGCAUGUUUUUACAAAUUCACCCUCACUAAAUGGUUUUGAAGCCACUGCGAUUUCAUUAGCAAUGAGGUAGCUAGCUUUCACUGCAGUGUCACUGAUGUCUCGGCUGUGAGUAAACACAGACUGCUGUUUCUUCAGACCCGCCAACAGUUCAUUCACCUUCUCUCAUCUCCGCUGUCCUUGAAAGUUGUCAUAUUUGUUGGCAUGAAGACUCACAUAGUGGCGACGAAGGUUAUAUUCUUUCAGCACUGCAACAUGCUCUGAACACACCAAACAUACAGCUUUCCCAUUCAAUUCCGUGAUUAAAUAGGAUGACCAUUUUUCUUGGAACACUCUGCACUCUGCGUCCACUUUUCUCUUUUUUGACAGAGACAUAUUGGGGCAAUGAGGGUGCCAAAGCACAUAAUGUUAAAAGUAGAAGCCGUAAUAAAUAUCGCGGGCAAAACAAAGUAGCUCAUUGGCUGCACGUGCUUGACCUACUUGCUCUGCCCCGGUAUAAACAGUUUGCUUGCUUAACACAAUUGCUAUUGCGCCAUCCAGUGGACGCAAUUGGAACAGCAGUUUAUUUUAUAGAAAAAUUGCAUUUUUAUACUUUCCAAAAAAAAAAUCAUUUUUUUUUCCAAAAUCAUCUCGCGGGCCGGAUUAAACCCGUUUGCGGGCCUGAUCCGGCCCGCGGGCCGUACGUUUGACACCCCUGGCCCAGGAUAUAGCCAUGGAUACAGCCUUUAGCCGUGGUAUAUUGGCCAUUUACCACAUAUAUUGGCCAUAUACCACAAACACCCAAAAUGCCUUAUUGCUGUUAUAAACUGGUUACCAACCAGUUUGGCAGCGGGAAGAUGUUUUGGGGUGUAUUUGGCCUAGUGCAGCAAUAAAGGCCUAGUGCAGUAAUUUGGCGAGAACAUUUUUUAUAUUUUAUAUAUUUUUUAUUUCUAUUGUGAUUUAUCAGGGGUGCUUCAGCACCCUCAGCACCCCUACUUCCAGCAGCUAUGCCAUAAUCCAGUGUGUGGGCUGUGAUUUAAUUGAAGAAUUCAGAUAGGAAGAAAUGUUCUUCUUAUGCUGUAAAUCAUCAGUGGUAAAAGCCAAGAAGACACUAUAAUAUUAUAACUAUAGAAUGUGUACAUGGGAAGGCUCAUAUUGCCCUCUUUUGCCCAUAUUACUCUCUCUCUCUCUCUCUUUUAACCCUCCCGUUGUCCUAGGGUCAAUAUGACCCGCCACUGUGUUGAACCAACUUUAUUUAAUUUUUAUAUUUUUUGGAUCAUUUGUGAGAAGGAGGCAGUGAUACUUUCUUUAAAGUCUCACUGCCUCCUUCUCACAAAUGAUCCCCAAAAAUAUAAAAAUUAAAUAAAGUUGGUUCAACACAGUGGCGGGUCAUUUUGACCCUAGGACAACGGGAGGGUUAAAUGCUCCGAUUGGAGAAGAACAGUGUCCACGCCUUCUGGUGCAGUCAGUGAAAGUAGGGGUGAACUUCAGUGUUCUAAUACACUGCGCUGUCAACGAGCAGAUACAAUGGGAGUGCGUGAACUGGUGAAGUGUACAUUUACAUUUACAUUUAAGUCAUUUAGCAGACGCUCUUAUCCAGAGCGACUUACAGUUAGUAUUUUAUUCUACCUCAGCAUCUGUAGUCAUGUUUGUACUGAAGAGUGGGAACUCACGCUGCUUCAUACCAACGAUGUCCACGCACGGGUUGAGGAGACAAACAAGGACUCCGGCAAAUGCACUAAGCCUCCGUGUUUUUCUGGGGUGGCACGGAGAUUUACGAAAAUACAGGAGAUACGGAGCCGAGAGAAAAAUGUGAUGCUGCUGGAUGCAGGCGAUCAAUUUCAAGGAACCGUUUGGUUUAAUGUCUAUAAGGGAGCAGAGGCUGCACAUUUUAUGAACAGACUUGGCUACGAUGCAAUGGUAAACCGUUUAAUCCUAGUUGGAUAUGAAUGAAUAUAAAUAUGGGCUAGUGUUCAGGUACUCAACUACUAUUUGAGAAGGUCCAGUCACACACAUUUCCUGGGUGGCAAAGGUCCUGAUAGAUAAUGUAAUUUAUCGGCUUAGAAACAUACCUGAGUGACAGAAUCAAUAGGGGCCCCCUGGCAUUCGAGGACUCUGGGCACACAAUCUGUCAAUGAUAACUACACGAUUUAGAUAGCUGGUUAGCCUAACUAGUUAACAUGGGCUGGUAGUUGAUCUACUGAACAUUUCUGAGAGUUUAUAAAAAACCUCUCUAAGGUCUGUCAGUGAAUGAGAUAGCAAGAGGAAAACUGCCCAUGCACUACCACAUUUUGUAAUUUUAUGUUGUGCAUUCUACAAUAAAACUCUCAACAGCAGUAGCCUAAAUUGAAAGCCUGACUAAAAAAAGGACUACAAUUCCCAGUGGGACACUGGCCCGGGAAUAAUUCCAGGCAUCUUCAUAUAAUGGUCAGGAAGCCUACCCCAGGAGGACACUGAUUAGUAAUGUAUAAAUACAAGAUAUGUCCAAUCACAGAGAUGUUUUUCAUUCCAUCGGUUGUUAGUAGACAUGUAGCCUCUGCUCCUAGGCUUCGCUAACAAGGUGAGGUCAAAGCCUGUGGCAGAGACAUUAGAUGAAGACAAAUAUUACAUUUCAUUCGAUUCGAUUAGAUAUACUAAUCUACAAAUAUGUCUGUUUGUUUUCUAAGAUGAACUUGGCAGCACAAUAACUAUUGAACAGUAUGGCUGAUUUGUUGCACACUUUGUUAACAGGUGAAAUAUUGUGGAUGACUUUUACCUUUGUUUUGAUUACACAGGAGGUUGGUGGCACCUUAAUUGGGGAGGAUGGGCUUGUGGUAAUGACUGGAGCGGAAUCGGUGGAAUUGUAUCAAAUACAUCAAACACAUGGUUUCCAUGUGUUUGAUGCCAUUCCAUUUACUCUGUUUCAGCCAUUAUUAUGAGCCGUCCUCCCCUAAGCAGCCUCCUGUGGUUUUGAACUACCUUUAUAGGCUCUGGGGAAUCACGAGUUUGACAAUAAAGUGGAGGGACUUAUCAAGCCGUUUCUCCAGGAGGUGAAGUGCACAGUCCUCAGUGCUAACAUCAAAGCAGACGACACAAAAGCCCCACAUAUCAGUGGCCUUUAUUUCCCUUAUAAGGUAUUUGAUGUGGACUCUAAGAAAGUGGGCGUGGUGGGAUACACAUCAAAGGAGACUCCUGCUCUGUCACAAACAGGUACAAUUGAUUGAGGUUUUGAUUGAAGUUUUAGCUCCUCUUUAUCUGUCUUCCUCUGUUAAAGUCACUUCCUCUUCCCCUAAAUCCCUCUAUCCUCUUUUCCUCUAUUGAGCUUCGUUUAUUACAUUGUUAUUCAUAUUCAUGCAUUCUCUCCUCACAAUAAUCCAUAUUGAUCACUCUGUCCAGGUUGCUUCAUAUUUGCUUCAUAUUUUUGUCUUGGAGCAAAUAUGAUUUUAAGAAUGCCUUUCCCUACGUAGCUACAUUUGAGCAUUUCCCUGGUGUAAAACCUUUUUUCUGUUGCAGGACCUAACUUAGUGUUUGAGGAUGAGAUUGAUGCCCUCCAGCCCCAGGUUGACAAACUAAUCACUUUGGGGGUCAACAUGAUCAUCGCCCUUGGUCACUCUGGCUUCGUUACAGAUAAAGAAAUAGCCAGAAGGGUAAAGGGUGUGGAUGUGGUCAUCGGAGGACACAGUAACACUUUUCUGUACACAGGUGUGCCUAAUGUUUACUAUAGACUACUUUAGUUAUUUACAAUCAUAGUAGCUAGCCACUGUAAUUCUUCAGAACACCAUCUGGUAAACUGUCAUAGUUUUUGUAAGGAGCCUACAGUUGAUUUAUUCCAGAACUGAACAUGCAUGUGUUCCUGGGUCCCUGGCUGUCUUCACAGUUUUUCCUCCUCACAAGUGAAAUCAAGUAACAAAAACAGACUGGAAAUGUAAAUGUAAGCGCCAGAGGUUUCCCUCAGCACCGUAGAAACUUCAAAACAACGAGCAUGUUUUAUGUCAAGGAAGUAGGUCUACUAAUAGCUCAGCUAACAAACCCACCAUGCUGUUUCUGUUACACAUGCAGUAGAUGUAUGUAUUUUAUGCCCCAGCAGCUCUUGGCCUAUGAUUGAGACCACCUAAUCCUUAGUUAGUGCAAUUUUAAAAAGCUGAAACGAUGAGUAUCUGCCACUUUUCUUAUCUGCUCUCCGGUGAUGCCAGUCAUAGCCUCGCUCUUUGUUAGCUUCAGCUGUGCUGCUAAGCACUUUUUCCACAGCAGCAGCCAUGAUUCAUGUUGGAAUGUUUCGUUAGGGCCAUUAAACUGUCUGGUUCCCACGCAUGCACAUUCAAUAAGAGAGUGGGUUAAAUUGAGCCAGAGAGGACUAAGUGACUAAGGGAGGGACUAAGAGAGGGAUUAAGUGAUUGCUAUAAGGAUUCCCUUUGAAUGGAGGCCUAUACAGUUCACUUAACUACAGGCCCUGUCUGUGUAAUUCAGGCUUUAAUUGAUGUGGUGGGAAAGCACAGAUAGUAGCAAUGCAAGAAGACUGUAUUGAAUCUUUAUUCACCCCACAGUCAUUUAGGCGUUGUAUAAUUGCAAAGCUGUUACGCAUGAUUACAAUGCAAAUUAUGACUGAUAUUAACAAUGUUAAUUAAUUCCAUUGUUUACAUUCACUGUUUCUAGGAGAACAGCCUUCCUCCGAGGUCCCGGCAGGUCCCUACCCGGUCAUAGUGAGGUCAGAUGAUGGGCGGGACGUCCCUGUGGUGCAGGCCUUUGCCUUUGGGAAAUAUCUGGGUUACCUCAAGGUGACGUUUGACGAAACUGGCAACGUGCUCCAGUCAACAGGCAACCCCAUCCUGCUGGACAGCUCUGUACCAGAGGGUGAGUACAGUACUGCUGAGUAACAUGAGGGGAAGUUGAGAGUCAGUGUGUCCUAAAUGGCACCCUAUUCCCUAUAUAGUGCACAACUUUUGACCAGGACCCAUAGGCGCCCUUUCUUCAGAACACCUGCAUCUGGUAAAACUGUCAUAUGUUUUUGUAAGGAAUUGUGGAACCUACAGUGGAUUUAUUCCAGAACUGAACAUGCAUGUGUCCCUGGCUGUCUUCACAGUUUUCCCUCCUCACAAGUGAUCCAACAGUGAAAUCAAGUAUCAACAACAGAGUGGAAAUGUAAAUGAAAGCGCCAGAGGUUUCCCUCUGACCUCAGCACCAUAGAAACUCCAUAACAACGUAGCCUGUUUUAUGUCCAAUCAAAGGACAUAAAUUCUGCCUCUAGUCCUGUCAAGGAAGUAGUUCUACUUCCCGGGCACAUAGAGAAUAGGGUGCCAUUUGGGACGUACACAGUGAAAUGGACUUCCGAUUGCAUCAGCUGUGACUGUUGUUAAAUUAUCACUUGUGAAAUAACUGUGAAAAUAAUAAGUGUUUCCUGCGUAGAAUGUAGUGCAUGGGAAUAUAUUAGUAUACUUGUAGUGCAUGGUGAUAAACAGUAGUUGUAUACUUGUAGUGCAUGGUGAUACUUGAUUUAUACUGUAGUAUAUCAGUAGUAUCUCUCUCUGUCCACUGUUACUGUAUCUUAAGACAAUGAUAAGUAUGAGUUCACCAUGUUACCGAUCUGCUAGUUUUUCUUAUUGAAAACGUCAACACUGUUAUUAUCACUAUCAGGAUCAUUAUAAUGUACACACGCAUUAGACUUCUUAUAUUGUAUGGAGUAUAUAGUAACUGCAUAUGAUUUCGUCUUGUCAGACCCCAGUAUUCUUGCUGAAGUCAACGAGUGGAAAAAGGCCCUUGCAAAUUACUCCUCCCAGUAUGUGGGGGAGACCCUGGUGUAUCUCAAUGGAACGUUUGAAGAGUGCAGGUUCCGUGAGUGCAACCUGGGAAAUCUAAUCUGUGACGCUAUGGUGAGUUAGAAGUAUUCAGGAAAGCUAACCAAACCAGGUACUUAUGGGCCAGUCUGUAGCCUACUGAUGAAAUCCUCUCUGUUUUUUCUCUGUAGGUACACCACAACAUUAAAUAUGCAGAUGAGCUUCAGUGGAACCAUGUUAGCUCCUGCAUCCUCCAAGGGGGAGCGAUACGGUCAUCCAUAGAUGAACGAAGUCGAAAUGGUGAGUGUGUGUGCCUUUAUGGGUCCGUUUCCUGGACACAGAUUAAGCAUAAUCCUGGACUUAAACAUCCUUUUCAAUUUCUCCAGGACUAGUCUUAAUCUGUGUCCAGGAAACCGGCCCUGUGUGUUUAAGAAAGAGAAUAAACUCCAACAAUGGCUGAGGAAACUGAGUGAAAUGUCUUUUCUUAGGUUCCAUCACGAUGGAAGACCUCAUUGCUGUGUUGCCGUUUGGAGGCACCUAUGAUCUGGUUCAGCUGAAGGGAUCCACUCUGAGGAAGGCUUUUGAGCACUCUGUUAGGAGAUAUGGAGGGAACACAGGGGAAUUCCUUCAAGUAUCAGGUAUCAGACACUGUUUUAUUUUCAUUGGUACAGAGGGUCACAAUAUGACAUCAUGCAGGGGCACAUACACCCUCAGAACAGCCUAAUUCGUCUGGGAAUGGACUACAAGGUGUCAAAGCAUUCCACAGGGAUGCUGGCCAAUGUUGACUCCAAUGCUUCCUACAGUUGUGUCAAAUUGGCUGGAUGUCCUUUGAGGGGUGGACCAAUCUUAAUUUUUUUUUAACAUACAAUCUACCUGCAGUGAAGCCGCUCAACAUUUACAUUACAUUCAAAUAAAAUGAAAUCAAAUUUUAUUUGUCACAUACACGUGUUUAGCAGAUGCUAUAGCGGGUGUAGCGAAAUGCUUGUGCUUCUAGCUCCGACAGUGCAGUAAUAUCAUUGUCAUCUAGCAGAAGCUCCCAUCCAGAGCGACCCACAGGAGCAACCAGGGUCAAGCGCCCCGCCCAAGGGCACGUCGACAGAUCCCCCACUCAGUCGAAUCGGGGUCCCGAACCAUCCAAGAUCCCCCCACAAUUCCCCGCGAGAGCUGCCCCUCAACCAUCCAAGACUCCCCCACAGUCCCCACAGAUCAUUCUUGAUACACACAGGAAACUGUUGAGCGUGAAAAACCCAGCAGCGUUGCAGUUCUUGACACAAACCAGUGUGCCUGGCACCUACUACCAGACCCCAUUCAAAGGCACUUAAGUCUGUCUUGAUCAUUCACCCUCUGAAUGGCACACAUACACAAUCCAUGUUUCCAUUGUCUCAAGGCCUAAAAAUCCUUCUUUAACCCGUCUCCUCCCCUUCAUCUACACUGAUUGAAGUGGAACACUCAGUGCCUUGCAAAAGUAUUCUUCCCCCUUGGCAUUUUUCCUAUUUUGUUGCAUUACAACCUGUAAUUUAAAUUGAUUUUUAUUUGGAUUUAAUGUAAUGGACAUACACAAAAUAGUCCAAAUUGGUGAAGUGAAAUUAAAAAAAUAACUUGUUAAAAAAUGUUCUAAUAAAUAAAUAACAGAAAAGUGGUGCGUGCAUAUGUAUUUACCCCCUUUGCUAUGAAGCCCCUAAAUAAGAUCUGGUGCAACCAAUUACCUUCAGAAGUCACAUAAUUAGUUAAAUAAAGUCCACCUGUGUGCUAUCUAAGUGUCACAUGAUCUCAGUAUAUAUACACCUGUUCUGAAAGGCCCCAGAGUCUGCAACACCACCAAGCAAGCGGCACCAUGAAGACCGGGGGGGGUGAAUAGUUAUGCACGCUCAAGUUUUCAGGAAAGUUUUCUUAUUUUUUGUUUGUUUCACAAUAAAAAAUAUUUUGCAUCUUCAAAGUGGUAGGCAUGUUGUGUAAAUCAAAUGAUACAAACCCCCCAAAAAUCUACUUUAAUUCCAGGUUGUAAGGCAACAAAAUAGGAAAAAUGCCAAGGGGGGUGAAUACUUUCGCAAGCCACUGUAUGUCUAGUAGCUGUCUAUCCCCAAGAGCCUGUGCACCUUUAUUGAAUUUAACUUUUGUUACAUAUUGGUUACAUAUAAAUUAGGUCCUGCAACAGAUUGAGGAAACUGCAUGAGGGAGAGGAAUGAGGACAGGUGUUUGGUCUCCCGCUGUGUUUUGGACUGACUUUAUUUCACUCUUGUAUAAUGUCAAUAGGAUUUCAUGUAGAGUAUGAUAUGUCGAGGCCCCAUGGGGAGCGUGCCAGGAGUAUCAGUGUGCUCUGUACGGACUGCCGGGUGCCUGUCUAUGAGCCUCUGGACGACAGCAGGCUAUACAAGGUGGUCAUGCCCUCAUACCUGGUGGAAGGAGGAGAUGGAUUCUCCAUGAUCAAAGAGGAGAACCUGGCACAUAACAGCGGUGAGCUCACAGAACUGAAUAGAUUAGAACACUAUGGUUGUGUCGCAGAUGGUACCAUAUUCCCUGUAUAGUGCACUACUUUUGAACAGGGCAAUGGUCAAAAGUAGUGCACUAAAUAGGAAACAGGAAAGAGUGCCAUUUGCGACGCAGACAAUCUAUCUCUAUGGGUGAGCUCCUCUGCAGACUCACAACUUCCUUAUGAACAGGAACCCUUUAGGCAUUUUCUGUUGUACAACCAUUACUUAUAAGACCAAGCAAUGUUGGUGAACUGUUGCAUAAGGGUUGAAAAUUUAAGUUUUCUUAACAUCACAUAAACUAUCUGUGUCUGUUUCUCUUUCAGGUGACAUGGACAUAUCGGUGGUGGCCAGCUACAUUGCUGAGAGGAAGAAGGUGCACCCGGCUGUAGAGGGACGUAUCAAGAUUUCCAACUCAGCUUCAGGAGGACCUGGACACAUGGCUCUGUUAAUCAUGCUGGGGCUAGUGAUGGCUCUGUCUGGGAGACUAUGA
Molecule: messenger RNA, 25826 nt
Organism: Coregonus sp. 'balchen'
Lineage: Eukaryota; Metazoa; Chordata; Actinopteri; Salmoniformes; Salmonidae
Source: the annotation of a GenBank genome assembly